AAAAGUCCCUACUGUAAUAAUGAUAGUAAUUAAAAAAAAUGACAUUUGGAGUCCAACAUUGAUUUUAUCCAUCGUGUGUCUGUAGAGUAUCUGCUCGCUUCAGUCCCCAACCCGCGCCUGCCGCUUUGCAUUCCCUUCUUCUUCUUCCCCUAAAAACCUCUCUCCUUUUCACAUUGUUCUCCUCUUAAGCUCCCACAUUUUGGUUUCAGUUCAAUCACACUCUUAAUCAUAAUUUAAAUGAAGCAAACUUCAUCUGCCGCGCUCUGUGCGUUGAUUAUGUCAGUGUGUUAGUCACUUUCAUUGUGUGGGUCUUUCUUGGUGUGCAAACUGGACCACAGACCUUUCAGCAUUUGGCACAUACAGUGUUUCCGCGAAUAUGUUUGCAGUUGUGUAACGUGCUUCGUUGUGACAAUUGCAACUUUCGCAAACUUUUAAAAGCCCACCAUAUCAGUUGAAGGGAUAAGUGCAGGUUCUGUUUGAAGAUUGGGGUGAACUUCUUUUCUCGUAGCUGAUGACGGAGUUGAAGUUCUUUUCCAUAUGGCUUCAAGCUAUUCUGCUUCUUUCUGAACUCGUCUUCAACGCUUUUGGCGCAUAUGUCGGGAUAAACAUCGGCACCGACCUCUCCAACGCCCCCUCGGCCGCCGAAAUAGUGGCCACCCUACGCGCCCGCGAGAUAACCCACGUGCGCCUCUUCGACUCCGACCCCCACCUUCUUGCCGCCCUCUCCGGCACUGGCAUCGAGGUCAUGGUCAGUGUCACCAACGAUGAGCUCCUCGGCAUCGGUGAGCGCCCCCCCACCGCCGCCGCUUGGGUAAAAAACAACGUCGCCGCCUACCUCCCUUCCACCAACAUCACCGCCAUUUCUGUCGGUAGCGAAGUCCUCACUUCCCUCCCAAAUGCGGGUCCCGUCCUCAUCCUCGCGAUGGCAAAUCUCAACCGAGCCCUCGUUGCCUCAAACCUCAACUCUAACGUCAGAGUCUCCACCCCACAGUCGAUCGAUGUAAUCCCUCGACCCUUCCCCCCUUCGACUGCAGAGUUCAACUCCACCUUCAACUCCACUCUUUUCCAAAUUCUACGCUUUCUCAAGAACACAAACUCGUUCUUCAUGCUCAACGCGUACCCUUACUAUGAGUACGUAAAAGGCGGCGGCAUUUUCCCGCUCGAAUAUGCGCUUUUCGAGCCACUCCCCUCGGUCAAACAGAUCGUCGACCCGAACACGCUUUUCCACUACGAUAGCAUGUUUGACGCCUUGGUGGACGCGGCUUAUAAUGCCAUCUCAUCAAUGAACUUCUCGGGUAUUCCGAUUGUUGUGACCGAGACGGGAUGGCCGUCGCUCGGCGGGCCCAACGAGCCCGACGCCACCCGUGAAAAUGCUGAGACUUAUAAUAAAAACUUGGUGGGAAGGGUCGUGGGGAAUGAUACGGGCCCGCCAAGCCAGACCGGAUUUCCGAUCAAUACGUACAUUUACGAGAUGUAUAAUGAGGACAAGAGGCCCGGGCCCGUUUCAGAGAGGAAUUGGGGGAUUUUGUUCUCGAAUGGUAGCGAUGUGUAUGACUUGAGCUUGAGUGGUUCGGUUAGUCUUGCCACGAAUGCUUCGGGGGUUUUUUGUGUGGCGAGAGGGGAUGCGGACGAGGUUGCUCUGCGGAAUGGGCUUAACUGGGCUUGUGGGCAGGCGCGGGCGAAUUGUAGGGCGAUCCAGUCAGGGCAGCCUUGCUAUGAGCCCAAUACUUUGGUGAAUCACACGUCGUAUGCUUAUAAUGAUUACUAUCAGAGGAUGCGUGGCUCGGGCGGGACUUGCGACUUUGGUGGGACGGCAAUGUUGACUAAUGAUGAUCCUAGUUAUGGAUCUUGUAGAUUUGCAGGAAGUCAUUUUGCACUCGAAUUCGACGGGGGGACUGUCCCCAGCGCUGGGACCUGUUGGCCCUUCUUCUCGGAGCUCAAAGAAAUUAGUCCUUCAUAUCAGUACAGUAGUUGUGCAGUAUCUACUAUUCUGUGUUUGCUUGAUGUGAAUUUAAGGAACAUUUUGGUAGCAUGAUCACUAGAAACUGGGAUCGNCGUUUGUUUU
Molecule: messenger RNA, 2065 nt
Organism: Striga asiatica
Lineage: Eukaryota; Viridiplantae; Streptophyta; Magnoliopsida; Lamiales; Orobanchaceae
Source: the annotation of a GenBank genome assembly